GCAGUUGACGUGUGCAUGAUGGCGGUCUUGACAUUGGGCUUGCUGGCCCUGGUUCUUGGUGUUGCCUGGGGCGAUGAUGUGACGGUGCACACCUCGGCGGGUCCCGUGGUGGGCACGGAGCACGCGCUGCAUGCUGUCACCGCCUUCCUGGGUGUGCCCUUUGCCCAGCCUCCAAUCGGGGAUCUGCGUUGGCGCGCCCCACAACCCGUGACGCCCUGGACCGCGCCGCGAUCUGCCAAGGCCUUUGCCCCCGAUUGUGCCCAGCGUCCCAAUGGCUUUGCUCCAUCCUCCUCCGAAGAUUGCCUGUAUCUUCAGGUAUGGACACCUGCGGUCCAGCCAGCGGAGCCUUUGCCGGUGAUGAUCUGGUACUACGGUGGUGCUUUUGUGAACGGGUCCACAAGCUAUGCCAUGUAUGAUGGCGCCCGCUUGGCGGCUGAGAAGAACGUGGUGGUUGUGUCCGUCAACUAUCGCGUCGGAGUUUUUGGCUUUUUGGGCCACGAAGUCUUGCGGAGUCGUAAUGCGGAUAGCAGCGUGGGCAAUUACGGUCUACAGGACCAGCUCUUUGGUCUACAAUGGGUUCACGACAACAUCGCUGCCUUUGGUGGUGAUCCGGCUCAGGUGACCAUCUGGGGAGAGUCGGCGGGAGCGGCCAGUGUGGCCCUUCUGCUGCUCCAGCCAUCUGCCAAGGGCGCGUUCUCACGUGCCAUCAUGCAAUCGGGCGGAGCAUCCUUCUGGGCUCGCCACAAGCUGAACAUGGCCAGCCUGGACUUUUUCACUAUGGCUAAAAACAUGGGAUGCACGGGCUCUGCUACGGAGAAGCUUGAUUGCAUGCUGGCGGCCUCCACGGACGAACUUUUGGGAAACACCACAGGCAUCAUCCAAUGGGCCCCGGUCAUUGACGGCGUGUUUCUUCCAGAAGAUCCCAUUGAGAUGGCCCGCAAGGGAGACAUUGCAAGCCAGGUGCCCACCUUGUUGGGGUCCAACAAGGACGAAGGCACGGCAUUUGCCGCAGCAAUUUUCCCCCGUGAAUUGCCCCUCUGGCUCUAUGAGGGUGCUUUGACGGUCUUGUUCAAGCUGCGCAACUUGUUGGAGCUCAAUGUGCUGUACCCCGUGCCACUUUACAAGUCGGUCUGGUGGGCCAUGGCUGAUGUGCUCGGUGACUGGGCUCGUUGGAUGUCUGCCACGAACCAAACAACCUUCCAAUAUUACUUUUCCCGCAACAACACAAACUCGACCGAGUAUCGGGAUCCCGCCAUCCCGGGACCCACGUGCAUUGGCACCUGUCAUGGCAUGGAGAUUCCCUACGUCUUUUUGUUUCAAAAGGAUUUUGGCCUUCUGCGUGAUCGACUCCUGGCGGAGGUGGUUUCCUCGUACUGGACAGAUUUUGUCAAAGGUAAAGAGGACAACCUGUGGUCUCCCUUCACAUCUGAGAAGGGCGAGUAUAUGGAACUCGGAGGUCCCCUGCUGCCGAUGGAAAAGCAUGAGCUCCGCAAGCUGCGCUGCGACUUUUUUGAUCGCAUUGAAGAGCUUCAGGGCAUGCCUACGGAACCUCUGGCUGCGGUGCAAGAGGCAGCACAGCAAGCCAUCUUGGCUGCCGGCGCACUCAGCCCGUCCCAUGCUUAGAGCAUUAAAUCACGGGCCUUCGCUUGCCCUGUUCCUGCCCUUUAUUACUUUGUUGUUGGUCCGUUUGUGGUCAGCUCAUGGCCGUGUGUCUGCCUUUGUUGAGCCUUGCCUACCCAGUCAUGAUAAUCUUGUGUGUUUCCGGGUCACUGGUUGCGAACGAGCUGUGCCUUCGUUUUUUCCCCUCAUUUAGCUUUGCCGUCUCGUCAAUUCAAAGGCUUUUUU
Monosiga brevicollis MX1 is the source of this 1845-nucleotide messenger RNA. RefSeq lists its product as uncharacterized. The transcript is spliced from 7 exons. Gene Ontology annotation, molecular function: cholinesterase activity. NCBI's taxonomy places the organism in Eukaryota, Choanoflagellata, Craspedida, Salpingoecidae. Bases 16 to 1623 code for a protein of 535 amino acids. The record is from RefSeq and is a predicted model, not a curated record.